AUGAACUUUUUAAAAUUCCCUCUUAAAUUCUCCUUUAAAUUAUUUUCAAUUUUUCUUUUAUUUUUUAAUUUACCUUUAUUUAAUUUAAUAAGUAUAGACAACGAUAUAAUUGGGGAGCCUGAUAUAGAAUGUUUAGAUCAGGAAAUUAGAGUUUGGGUGAAAACUAGAAAAUAUUUUCAAGGCAAGAAUUAA
Messenger RNA from Meloidogyne enterolobii, 192 nucleotides. The record is from the annotation of a GenBank genome assembly. NCBI's taxonomy places the organism in Eukaryota, Metazoa, Nematoda, Chromadorea, Rhabditida, Meloidogynidae.